AUGCCCAUCUGGAUGCCCAUCCUCAACUACCACAACCACCACCACAACCACCACCACAACCUCGGAAAGCACAACGACAACCACUACUACGUCACCUACAACGACUACGGAGACAAGUACAACGACUACUACGUCGCCUACAACUACAACGACGACAACAACUUCACUGUCAACUACUACCACUACUUCGCCCACAACUACAACUACAACUACUACAACCACCUCACCAACCACGACAACAACCACCACAUCAACUACAACUACUUCAUUCUCUACCACAACAACCACCUCACCCACAACUACCACUACCACUACCACUACCACAACAACAACGACUCAAGCAAUCUGUCCAACCGGCGGAAGCCCCUGUGGCCAACAAUGUUGUACAAACGGCUCAACAUGCGACCCCACCACACUUCUCUGUACCUGCUCAGCCAGUACCCAGUGCAACCCGAACCACACCUGUCUCGCAGGAGAAUGUUGUCCCAAUAG
Molecule: messenger RNA, 492 nt
Organism: Talaromyces marneffei
Lineage: Eukaryota; Fungi; Ascomycota; Eurotiomycetes; Eurotiales; Trichocomaceae
Exons: 2
Coding region: 1-492 (163 amino acids)
Source: RefSeq, a predicted model, not a curated record